Drosophila virilis is the source of this 4093-nucleotide messenger RNA. RefSeq lists its product as uncharacterized. The record is from RefSeq and is a predicted model, not a curated record. Lineage: Eukaryota; Metazoa; Arthropoda; Insecta; Diptera; Drosophilidae. Gene Ontology annotation, molecular function: mRNA binding.
CAUUUGACUACACUCAAAUUUGCGUUCAUUUUUCUUCAUUUCUAUUCCUAGUUUUUUUGUGCAUGCUAAAAAUUAUUUGGGAAAAUUUGUGAACAAAAAAAGUGUGUUACCAAUACGUUUAACAUUAUGCACAUUGUAAGUGAACAAACAACUCUAUAAUUAGCACUGUAAGUAAGAAAUUAACAACAAAUCGCUUUUCGUGGAGCGUGCGAAACGACGUCGACGUUUUGUUGUGGCAAAAAAAGAAAGAAAAAAAAAAUAUAAAGGAAAAGAACGAGCCGCUACUGUGAAAUUGUGCAUGUAUAUGUGAACGUGCGUGUUUUGUGUGCGUGUGUGUGUGCGUGUGCGUAUGCGUGCAUAUUUGUCUUAUUUCUUCUCGUGUCAAAACCAGUGCAUACAAUACACAAAUAACUUGAUUGACAGUGUGACCAAAACGAGGGAAACACUGCCGAAGUGCUGACCAGAUUUGUCCAAAUAUGAGCUACCUAACGGGCGAGCCGGUACCGCCCGGCUUUGAGGAUGAAAUGGCGCGCACUGCGAUUAUACAAAAGCAAAUAGACAGCUUUAAAGGCGGCUCCCUAAUUGGCACCGAAUACGUUGUGGAACUGCACGAGGAUGGCCAGGUGCGUCCCGAUUAUUUUUGUGUGCUGUGCAAUACGUGCAACGAUAGCCACUCCAUAUUUACGCACUGGACAUCGGUGACCCAUCGCUCCAACUAUUUGAAGACGCACUUUCAGAAGGCGUUCGAAGUGCUCCAGCAAUUGCGUCGCUCGUCAAGCAACUCCAACGAGCUGGUGCUGAAUGCCACCACAAAGCUGGUGCAGCUCAUUGAGCAGCAUUAUGGCCGCAGCAUGCAGGUGCUGGCCGUUGCUGGCGAUGAUUUUCGUCGCUUUCGUGCUAAAAUCUGUUCACAGGUGCGCGAUAAGUUUCAUUUUGAUGAAUGUGCCGGUCCCGAUUUUCUAGACGAGCUGCGUCAAACGAUACAGUCCCUAAAGCCUGCAGAGUCCAUUAAAGGAUCGCGCAACACAGAGAACAUACCAAUUGCACUGGAUGCCAUUUCCAGUGAGGAUGAUGAGAACUUUACGGCCACAGCCGGCCAUCAGACGCCGCAGCAAUUGUCAAAAAAGGCAGCACGCAAAAAGCAGGCGGAACAGCAGCCGGCAUAUCGUGCCGCCAAUCGUUCACCACCCGCUGGCAGCUCCGAUAAACCAGCCACAGUUGUUGCCAAGAUUGUAACACCCGUACAGCUGCCGACGCCCAAGGAGCUAUCGCUGCAAGCAUCACACAUUGCCCAGGAGCGUUACAAGUGGGAGAAGUUUCGGUGUCUGUUGGAGCUGCAGCUGAAGCAGCUGCGCGACGAGACCGAAACAUAUGAAUCGAAUCCGGAGAAGCAUCCCGAUUAUUCCGAAGAAUGGAAACUGUUUUGGAAUCGACGCUACAAGCAGCUGCAGGAGGAGAAGAAAUGCGAUCCGAAUAGCUAUGACUACAAGCCCGAAUGGAUCACCUACUGGAAGGACAGGCGUGUCGAGCUCUUCAACAUAUCCGUGAACAAGAUCAAAAAGGAGCUCAAGGACAAGUUUAAGCUUGGCGACGAGGACGAGGAAAACACCAAGGAACUAAUGGAGCGCUACAAAAUACGCGUCAACAGCCCCAAAAAUACUGCCGCCCCGGCUGCAGCCUCUGCUGCUGCCACCGCCAAUGCUGUGCGUCGCAAGCCCAACUAUCGUGGCGCCAACAAUCGUAACGGCAAUGGUGGCUCCCUAGCCAGCGAUGCUGUCAUCGAUAUUAGCGAUGACGAUCAGCAGGCACCUGCUGCGCCAUCGGCACGCCCCAAUCGCCGUUCAGCCUAUCCGCGCUCUGUGUCGCGCUCGUUGUCGCCCAAACGUGGACGGCCACCGCCGCCCCGGAUGGGUCGGCGUUCGCGCACUCGCUCGCCGGUUGUCUCAAGGCGCCGGCCGCGAUCUCGGUCCAGAUCUCGCUCGCCGCACCGGCGUUCACGGUCACCCUACAGCCGGGGUCGGGAUAGAUCGCUGCAUUCGCGCGGCCACGAUGAUUACGCGGAUAGGGGCCGUGAAAGAAGCGGCGAUUAUUACAGGGAGAGGGGCGACAGUUAUUCGCGCACAUCGCGCACCUAUGAACCGAUGGAGACGUUCCGUGUAUUGGAUUCGCGCGUCUAUCCGGAGUACAGUCAGCCCAGACAGCGUUCCACAUCGCCGACGGGCACAUCAAUGUCCGCUGCUAACAAGGAACUGGACUCAAUUGAGGAGCCCGAGGGUCCACUGACCGUGGUCAGUGUGCUGCGCAUGCUGUCCGCCCUGGAGGAUCAGUUGGGCAGUCUCGGCCCCAAGGCGCUCAAUUUGCUCAGCAAGGCGCUGGCCAUGGAGAAGAUCAAACCGAAUGCCGCCGAUGAUUUGCUAUUGAACGAGGACAAUUGCGUCUUCAUGGAGACCACCAAGGAGAAGCUAAAGGGUAUACUCAUUGCCGAAGUGCUCGAUGAUCCACAAAAAGUGCGCGUUGUGAAAAAGUUAAUCAGCAAUAUAGCGACCAUCAUCUUCCAGGUGACCUCCAAAGGUGCUAAGGAGACGACGCAACAGGAGCCAAAGCACACGGACUUGGUCAAGAAGAAGGAAUACCAGCUGCCGUUCGAUAGACAGCUCGUUUCCUCGAAACUGGCUGGCGCUUUGGUUAUGAAUGGCCUGGACAAUUUGAGCACCGAUGAUAUGAACAAGCUGCUGCACUUUUAUACGCUGCUGGUGAAGACGAAUCAUGUGCGUCGCCAGAGCGAUCGGAACAGCUGUCUAAACUUUGCCGAGGUGCCGAGCCGAAUGGGCGUGGCGGCCAGCACAAGCAACGAGGAUGAUGGCGGUGUCCUGGACAUUGAUAUCUGUGAGCUCAUGAAGGAGGUGGAACAUCAGCUGGCCAAGGAGGCUGGCAAUUGUGAGCUGACGCCCAAAUCGAAUUCCAAUGAUACUGGCAACAGCAUGGAAUCCCUGACCGAUUCCGAUCUGCAGACGCUGUUGCAGAACUUUAAGUUUUUGUCCAACGAGGAGCAGGUGCAUCUAAUUGGCCAUUUGCGCAAACUGGAGAAACUGGAGCCGCCGCGCGUUGAGCGUUUGCGCAAAUAUGUUAACAUUGCGGAGCUAAGCAGCGACGGUGAAUCCUGCAGCGAUUAUCUGUCACGUGUCGUCGCCAUCGGUCGGCCCGGCCAAAAUGAACGCAGCGCCGCCAGCAGCAACACACGCAUCUCAUACUCAACGAACGCCGCGGCCGAACUCGUCUCGGCCAUGCGCCGCACGAGCGUGGAUCGGGAUAUGCCCACUGCGGCCAAGCAGCCGCGACGUGGCAUUGGGUCGCGCAUAUCACCCAACUUUAUGCUGGAUGACGAUGACGAUGAUGAUUACAAUUUCGAUGAUCUGGUGAUGAAGGCGAACGAUUCCAAUGGCAAGAAAAACACAACGAUGCCCAAUGUUGUGGCAACCACAAUGUCGCCCAAUGCGCUGACCUUUAAGCCGGCGGCGUCAAAGAUCUCACUUAAGGAUACUGAAAACAUAAUAGCCAAUCUAAUGGGCACGCUGACCAACAACAGCAAUCAGGCAAGCAGCGCGGCCAAGGCCCAGCAGCAACAACAACAGCAGCAGCAACAGAUGCGAAAUAUGCCCAACAUGUCCAACCUUGCACAACAGCGUCCACAACAACAACAACCGCAGCAGCAGCAGCAGCAGCAGGGGCCGCCGCAAUCACAAUAUGGACCUAACAAUGGAACCGGCAGCUACUAUAACUAUGGCGGCGAUCAGCUGUCCAGCGGUCCCAGCAACUAUCCAAGCAUGCCGCAACAACAGCCACAACAGCAACAACAACAGCAGCAGCCUUACAAUAUGGGCAACUACAAUGCCUAUGGUCCGCCCAUGGGCGGCGGCGGCGGUGGCGGUUAUCCUGGCCAAAUCAAUCCCUGGGCCAAUAAUGGACCGCCACAACCGCCGUAUAAUAAUCUGCCCCAGAACUAUAUGGCCCAACAGCAGCCGCAACAGCCGCCGCACUACAACAACGUGUACGGCAACCAUCAAUAAAUGGGCAAUUUUCUACUAGAAACAAA